AUCUGUGAUAUAUUCUGAUUUUGUUGCGACGGCGGACGCACGUUCAGAAUGUUGAAAUUAUUAAUAUUUUUUGUUUGCUACGGGGUAUCUUUGGCUUAUAUUAACAAAGAUUCACCCCCGCAAUGGAACGAAGUUUACACAGUGAAGGGGCUGCUAAACAUACCUUAUGCUGAACUUCACGAGCCAUUCUACGCUUGGUUUGACAGCAAGAAUGGCAAAUCCAGGAUUGAUUACUACGGCGCCAUGGUCAAGACCUAUCAGCUGUCUUCUGCAGUGUUCCCUACAUAUGGAUCUUCCAUCAAGAUAGCGCCUGUGACGACGGAGCGUGUGCUGAACCAGCAGACCUGUCUGCAGGUGAACGGCAGCGCCGACGGGCCUGUCAACCCGCAGUCGGUGCUGCCCGACAUGACGGACUUCAAAUACGUCGGCACGGAGACGAUGCAGGACUCUGACACUAGCAAGUGGCGCAUGGUGAUGAACGUGGGUGACAAGAUCAACAAGUACACCAUGUGGGUCAAGUACCGCCGCACGCUGCGAGGGGACAACAUACCGAUACCCGUCAGGUACGAGAUGAAGGGCUUCAACUCGCUGCUGGGCUCGCACUACGACCACUACUACAUCGAGUACUCCGACUACAACAUCGACCAGAUUGAUCCUGGUGUCUUCAAAAUUGACCCUGCAUACCAGUGCUCGUCGUUCCCCGGCCCGGGCGCCCGCCACCGCGCCACAUUCAACCCAAUGAUGGAGUUCGUCCACCCCGCCACCGACGACCACGUGCACCACGAGUUUGACAGGUUCAAACAGAAGCACAACAAGCAGUACUCCAGCGAAAUUGAACACGCCAAGAGAAUGAACAUCUUCAGACAAAAUCUCAGGUACAUCCACUCGACGAACCGCGCGCACCGCGGGUUCUCUGUGGCGGUGAACCACCUCGCCGACCGCACCGAUGACGAGCUCGCCGCGCUGCGCGGACGCACCUACAGCGGGCCUAAUGAAGGUCUGCCAUUCCCGUACGGCGCGGAGGACGUGGCCGAGAUGAGCGUGAAGCUGCCGCCCGAGUUCGACUGGCGACUCUUCGGAGCCGUCACACCUGUUAAAGACCAGUCAGUGUGCGGGUCGUGCUGGUCGUUCGGCACGGUGGGCGCGGUGGAGGGCGCGCUGUUCCUGCACAACGGCGGACACCUCGUGCGGCUCAGCCAGCAGGCGCUCGUGGACUGCUCGUGGGGUUUCGGUAACAACGGUUGCGACGGCGGCGAGGACUACCGCGCGUACAAGUGGAUCAUGAAGCACGGCCUGCCCACUGAGGAGGACUACGGCGGGUACCUCGGACAGGACGGGUACUGCCAUAUCGACAACGUGACGCUGGUCACCACCAUCAAGGGCUGGGUCAACGUCACGGCCAAGAACGAGAGCGCGCUCAGGCUGGCGAUCUUCAAGCACGGUCCGAUAUCGGUGGCGAUCGACGCCUCACAUCGCAGCUUCAGCUUCUACGCCAACGGGGUCUACUACGAACCUAAAUGCAAGAACCAAGUGGACGAGCUCGACCACGCGGUCCUGGCAGUGGGUUACGGCGUCCUCAACGGCAAGAAGUACUGGCUGAUCAAGAACAGCUGGUCCAACAUGUGGGGCAACGACGGCUACGUGCUGAUGGCGGCGCGCGACGACAACUGCGGCGUCAUGGCCGCGCCCACCUACGUGCUUAUGUAGAGGGGGAGGAGUUACACCUGGGUUUAGCUUCACCCUAAGGCUUCAGCCUCGAAAUCUGCGAGUAGCGGGGCGGGCGCGGCGCGUUUUAAUGUAUACUAGGUUUAUAUGGACCGGUUCUCAAAAACAGCGGCGCGCGGCGUACUAGACGACUCAUUAUUUUUACAUUGCCUGCUUGAUUUUGAGACUGAAGCCUAAGGCCCUAGCAUACGGCUACUUUUCGGAUUUCUGAUGCAGUAGUGAUACUGUCGCGCGUCUGCAUCGAUAGACUAUGGUUACACGGUCAGUCUGGAAUCAGUUCAGUCCAUCAGUCUGAGAUUGACACUUGAAUGAUGACCGGAAAGAACAUAAUAAAAAUGAUCCGUCAAUCAGUCCGUCUAUCAAACGGUUACACGAUCAAUCUUUCUUCAGUGUGGAUCAGACUGAUGGACUAACUGAUGCCAGACUGACCGUGUAAUCUAUGUCAUACAGUUGCAAAACGUUCGCUAGCUGUGUGCCCGGGCGCUCAUUCAGUCGCGAACGCGAUACGAUCGCUACACAAAAAAGUCACCGUGUACUAGACCCUAAAGGAGGACCCAUUCUGUCUUAUCAUUCCGAAAAUGUGUAAGGAUCUUAUUAUUGGCAUAAAUUGUGUAUUCAAGCAAAAAAACUUAGUGCCAAUAAUAAGAUGACUGUCAACGAUGGGGUAGUUUUCUCUGGGUCACAAAAAUGAUAUUAUGAGAAGCGCUAAUAUUAAGAUGGGUACUUACAUUUUUAAUAUCAUUUGACCUUUUUAUGACAAAUGUAGGUAGGCCACUACCCGGGUGUAUUCACAUUGUGAUAUUAAGCAAUUUUAUUGAGGCAUUUAAAGAAUAUUAGCAUUGAAAAUUAGUUUUAAAGUGCUCUCUUUUCCAUCCUUGAUGUAAGAUGUGUUGUUUGUUUCUUUACUAAGAAAACGUAUCAGUUUGCACAGCAUGCUUUGGUCAAAUUCAUUAUAAUAUAGAUCUGCAUAUCAUUAAUAACUUUAUUAUUAUUAUAGUGAAUUGAUGUAGCACUUUAUGAUAUUUUAAUGCUCACUUUUUCGAAUAGUAACCAGUCUAUGUUAAGUUCAAAUCUAGAUAAGUUUUUUUAUUUUUUAGCAGGAUGAAUAAAGUUUUUAUAAAAUUA
This is a messenger RNA of Aricia agestis (brown argus), 2850 nucleotides long. It is a transcript of the gene 26-29-p, whose product is annotated as digestive cysteine proteinase 1. Gene Ontology annotation, molecular function: cysteine-type endopeptidase activity. The coding region runs from base 49 to 1707 and encodes 552 amino acids. The transcript is spliced from 15 exons. Gene Ontology annotation, biological process: immune response. Lineage: Eukaryota; Metazoa; Arthropoda; Insecta; Lepidoptera; Lycaenidae. The record is from RefSeq and is a predicted model, not a curated record. Gene Ontology annotation, cellular component: lysosome.